GGUCAGAGCGGAUGUCACUGGACCUGGACGGCAGUUAAGAUUGAGACAAAGGGAAGGAGAAUACCGAGCUUUACCACAAAAACCCAGGACAAAAAAGAAUAUUUUGUAACUUUUUUCGCUCAUCCGAAUACAAGUUCAGAACACUUAUUGGGAGCUCACAUCUUUUUUCUUUCGGAUUGUUGAUUUAAACAGACGGAGUUAAGUCUUACUUCUCAAAGUCUCUAUAUUGAAACAAAGUGAAACGGCCACUGCAAAAUAAAUACAAAGUUUCAAGAACUUACUUUGUUACUCCAACAAAAGUUUUUUUUCUUCUAAACUGCCCUGAAUUUCUUCGUCUUGACUCCUGAGUGCCUUCCAGCAAGUGAGGCAGAGAUUUAAAGGAAAAAUACAACCUUGUAAGGUCAAUCGGGGAUUGUCAUUGACUGAUCAUAAUCUACAAGAAAGACAGGAUCCCAAAGCCUUACUUGUCUCAACAUGGUUGUCGCUGGAACACAUUUGAACACUUCACUUCUGUUGCAGUUGGUCGUUGUCUUUCUUCUAGGCGUCAUGACGUCACUUCCGUUGACGUCAGCGCGAGUCGAUUUCAACUGUGAGUUUGGAGAUAUCAUCUCUGCAUUGGAUGGCGAAGGUCAGCCCAUGAACUUCUGCCCCACCGGCAUGGACCCGCCCUAUAUGGCAGAGGGAGAUUUCAUCUGGGCCUACAAAGAUGGCGUCUGUUACGAGUGUCUGUGUGAGCUGAACGUGGGACUUGCCUGUUGCGAAUGUCCCAGAAAGAGAAGACGAGGCUAAAGACAUCCAACAUUUUCACACUGGUGCCCAGAGCCACCGACACGGCGGCCUCGGAGACCUCAACCUUUUUGUGUUCACUCAUCCCCCCAUCAUUAUGUCAAGGAACUUUCAUCUUCUCUUCGCACUCUGGAGCUCACGAUAUGAAUACAGUCCCCGCCCCUAGAACAAGCGAAGAAAGGAAUCAAAGCAAAACAAAAGUGAUUAUUCUCACCUGCACCCCACCUCCCUUUUCUUAUGUUGAGUAGUUACUAUCGACUUGUUCCUCUGAUUACUUCAUGGUGUAAUACUGACAAACAGGAGGUGCAACAAUCAAAAGGUGGGCCACCAGGUCCUUGGAAACUGUACUUAUUUGGUUUACUGUCUCAGACAUCUUUCCUUCAUUCUUCUAUCAGGGAGACAACUCACGAAAGAACGAAACGUGAAGUUAGUAUAACAAUAACUACGUUCAACUUGUGACAUAUCUGCGUCUUUCGGUCUGGGAGCUUUUUAUUUAUAGAGUGAACAAACAACCAUGCACCUGCAAGAGGAGCCCCAAAGUUAAUCUUUACCCCCCCUCCCCCCCCCCCAAUUAUUUCCCCAAAUCAAAAGCAUUCGCAACAUUCCAGAAUUGUGUUCAUAUCUUCUACAUUGUGUCUCUUAUUCUCUCUCUUUCUCCCUAUCUCUC
Molecule: messenger RNA, 1453 nt
Organism: Aplysia californica (California sea hare)
Lineage: Eukaryota; Metazoa; Mollusca; Gastropoda; Aplysiida; Aplysiidae
Exons: 3
Coding region: 475-789 (104 amino acids)
Source: RefSeq, a predicted model, not a curated record